UCAUUAACUUAUUAGUAAUACAUUUCGCACUUAAAAAUCUACCAGAUUUGAAUGCGAAAAAUCUCGGAAAAAAUGUUUUGACAGUUUAAAAAAAAAAUCAGUUGAAGCGGUUUUGAUGAAAUUGAAAGGAAAAGUUCGAAAGCGACACAAUUUUCCGAGACAAUGUCCGAGGGGUCCACGGUGGUCCGGGUCGUCUCGCUUUGCGUCCAUUUGAUCCGAGGGAAAAUAAUUUCUUUUCUGAAUUUUCGCACCGCGAUCUGAAUCACUAAAAUUUUCUAGGAAUCAAUAUGAAAACAUUGACGUCAUUAACAGUUCCUGGGUGUUCCGUUAUUUAACAACAGCAACCGUUUAUCACUUGGUUAUCCUGCUAUCCGAUCCUGUCGGAGAUGAAAUCGUAACAAGUACUAUCAACAAACAAACUUUCCGGCCGAACUCCAUGGUAAAAGAGAACUCAAAUUAUUUAGAGAUGAAUUUCAAGAAAGAACCUUUCCUCGACCACUACGACGUUUUCGAAGUAAUCGGAAAAGGUCAUUUUGCUGUAGUUAAGAGGUGUGUAAAUAAAGCCACCGGCAGCGAAUAUGCUGGAAAGUUUAUUAGAAAAAAACGGGUCUGUCGUGGUGUACCUCCUGAGGAUAUCGAGAGGGAAGUGGAGACGCUUUCAAGACUGGAACACCCCGGUAUCAUUCAGUUCCAUGACGUUUAUGACACUGGACAGUUUGUUGUGCUCCUCUUUGAACUAGUGACAGGAGGAGAAUUAUUUGAAUUUAUUUCACUAAGAAAAAAUUUAACAGAGGAGCAGAGUAUUCACAUAGUAAGGCAGAUUAUAGAAGCCGUCAGCCAUAUGCACUCUUUAAACAUAGCCCAUUUAGAUCUUAAGCCUGAGAACGUUUUACUUGUUGAAAAAGUCGACCUUCCCACUGUCAAGGUAAUUGAUUUUGGACUGUCCCUCCGACUCGACACGGUAGUGGAGGUCAAAGCGAUGUUCGGCACGCCAGAGUUCAUGGCGCCGGAAAUUGUCAAUUUUGAAAAUCUAACUUUGGCCACGGACAUGUGGGCCAUAGGCGUCAUAACUUACAUCUUGUUGAGCGGCGGCGCUUCACCUUUUCUCGGUGAUACUGUACAGGACACCUACACCAACAUAUCAAGUGCUACUUUUAAAUUUGACAACGAUUAUUUUGAAUCAGUAUCCGAGGCUGCAAAGGAUUUUAUUAUUAAAUUACUUCAGAAAGAUCCAAAGAAAAGAAACAGUGUGUUUGACUGCCAGAAACACCCAUGGUUGCAAAACAAAGUAACUGAAAUAUUCACACCCCCUAUUUCAUUAUUAAGUGCCAUUAACGAGGGCAAUCUGAACGAGUUUGAGGAUAUAUUGAACUCCGGAAACAUCGACGUCAAUCAAACAAAUAAAAAUGGGGCGACAGGUCUACAUCUUGCUGCCGCUACGGGCCAGACAGAAAUGGCCAGACUUCUACUCAUGUGCGGUGCGAAUGUUUCAAUCUCAGACUGGCAGGGUGACACCCCUUUGAUCCAUGCUUCACGCCAUGCCAGUACAGAUAUUCUAGGCAUGCUUAUUAAAGCAGGAGCCUGUAUUUCUGUACAAAACCAUGAAGGUGACACGGCUCUUCAUGUAGCAGCAGCCUGGGGGGAGUUGGAAGUCACAAAGAUUUUAAUAGAAAACGGCGCAUUGCUACAUAUACCAAACCACCUCGGCCAGUUGCCGAUUCACAUCGCAAUUCACAGGAGGCAUACAAACGUGGCUUUAUUCUUGUUAAACAGCGGUUCAGAAUUUGAUAUUCAUGAUUGUGAAGGAAAUGCUCCGAUUCACUUGGCAGUCCGUGAAGGCUUAUUAUCUGUUGUCAACGCUUUAUGCUCUAUGGGCUGCAACAUCGAUGCAGCUAACAACCAAGGCCUUUGCCCCAUUCACAUCGCAGCCAGGCUCGGCCAUAUUGAUGUCGUAAGAUGCCUGUGUUUAAUGGGUUGCAACACAGAAAUUAAGAACAGCGAUGGCAUCAAGGCAGAGAUUACAGCCCUUAAAUACGGUUUCAAUGAUAUUAGCGAUCUUCUCAAUAAAAUAAAAUCAAAUUAUGUCAGAGAUGUGUACAUUCGUCAGUUGAUACCGACAGGACAGCCGUUGCCCCGUUUCAACAUCCAAGUUUUCGGCCACUCCGCUGUAGGAAAAUCGACCCUGCUUGAUACUAUGAGAACCGGAUAUUUCAGCGGUUUCUUUAAAAGGACAAAAACCAAUCAUUUCAAUACCAAAUAUGCACCUCUUUUAGGGACUUUAUCUCAGCCCAAUUCUCCAACUCGAACCCACAUAGAGCUGGAUUCGACUUCUAGGCAGAAUUCUUUAAAUUUCGAUACUUACAAUCAUCAUUCAACUCAUGGAAUUGAUGUCCAACAAGCUUGGAUAUCUGGUGUGGGUUAUGUGACAUUGUGGGACUUCUCAGGGCAAGAUACAUACUUCUGUUUUUAUCAUCACAUGAUCACAACUUCAGCUAGCCAUGCCGUUAUAGUCUUAGUGUUUAGUUUAAACGAUUCCCCGACCAUCCAGUACAAACAGUGUUCUUUCUGGUUGUCUUUCCUGCAGGCCAGGAUCCCGCCGACAGAGCCCAUUGGGAGCUGCGGGAAGACCAAUAAUAUGCCAAAAAUUAUACUAGUCGCAACCCACGCCGAUGUCGUAAGAGCGCCAAAAUUAACGAAUGGAGAUUUCAACAGCCCUCAGGCACAAGAUUUGACGAAAAGACUAAGAGCAGAAUUUUCAUCGCAUUUUGAUAUUCACCCGACUCCGAUUGUUGUCGAUGCGCAUAUUCCAAAUUCUUACGGUGUCAAAUUAUUAAAGAGUACACUUUCAGAGCUGAAAACGUCAAUGUGGCAGGGAUUGCCUAAUAAACAAGGAAGUAGUUCUCAAGCGUCUUCAAUAUUUGGUCGAAAGGGCUACAACCUCCUUUUGGAAACUCCACUUCAAGAAACCGGGCAGGGGCUAAGAUCAAUGAAUGGGUUCACUGAAGCCAUAGUCUCUUGGCUUCCGAUGCUUAGGAAGUCUGCCGAAUCUAUACCUGUUAUGACCUGGGAGGCAUUUAUAGCCGAAGCGAGGAAUCAGGUCAAUCCAUUGGCGAGCAACGAUCACUUUAGCAUCCUUUUCUCGCACUUGGAACAAAUGGGAGAAGUUAUAAUCGUGGGAGAUUUGAUUAUCUUAAGCCCGAGCUGGUUGUGCGGCCAGGUAUUAGGCCAAAUCCUCUCGAUCGAUUUUAUAACGCACGCUCGAAUCACCGGCUGCUAUACCGUCGAAGAUUUUCAAGUUGCUUUUCCCGAAGCUGAUUCAAUGGCGAUGCUGGAAGUUUUGGAAGCAUUACAACUAUGUAUUCAGUGUGAUAAUGAUGGGGAGUUGGAAUACGAGUUUCCAUGUUAUAAUCUAGUAGAAAGGAUAGAAGGAUUGUGGGAAUGCUCGGAUUGUAGAUACAAAGAUGGGGCUUACGGCGGGGUGAGGCUUAAAACACCUGAGAACACUACACACCUAAUACACUGUAUUUUUCCUCGUCUUCAGGUUGAGCUGAGAAAAACAGUUUUGUGUUAUUACGACUGGCAAAGUGAUUUAUACCAAUGGAUGGGGGGUUCAAAACUUUGCUUCGGCGCAAUCGAGAGUAUUAUAACGUUUGAAACUGAACCAGAUUCAGGCGAUGAGUGUAUUGAGAUUAAAGUGAGAGGGCCGGCCGGAUCUGGGAAAAAUUGCUUUUUAUUUAUGGAAGAACUUUUAGGAAUUAUUGACAUGGUGCUACUGGAUAUUGUGCCUGGUCUUCUUAUGGAGAAGCAUACAUUAAGUGCAUACGAUUUACGAACUCACGCAUCUCCUGUGUAUUGCUACGCCCCUGACGUACUCAUGAAAGCAUCACUCGAAAGUAAAGGAUUUGAGACGAUGGUGACCAACCCUCUUGCAAACACGUCCGAGACGAUUCUCGAACUGAUAUCGUUCGGAAUGGAAGAGGAGGUGCAGAAACUCGUUUGCAACGCUUAUGAAAUAAACGUGGACAUGUUAAGCACUCUGUGCAUGCAACAGGUCUGUGCAAUGUUGGAUCCUCCAGACCCUCAUGGGAGGGACUGGUGCCUCCUCGCUGUCCAGUUGGGCCUUACGAACAAAUUAUCAGUGAUCGAAAAUACAUCUCACAGUAGGACGGCGUCAACACUCCAUCAGCUUGCGUGCCAAGUAGACAAUAGCAUAGGUUUUCUCAUAAAUAAACUAAAAGGGUUGGGAAGAGAAGACGUUGCCAAAUUUCUAAUGAAAUAUGCCCCUCUUUACAAGGUGAACGGCGAGGAGAUUCAGGUGCAAGCGCAGCAGUUGGCCGACAAUUCGAGGAAUCUUUAAUCUGUAUUUAAUGACCCUAAGGGCAAUCUUAACUUAGUCGGUCUUCAUCCUAUAGACUAUAUUUGUACAUUAUAUCAUUUGUUAUCCUUUUUAUAAGAUUUGCCAUAUCAAAAAAUAUUUAUUUUAUUAGUUG
Messenger RNA from Cimex lectularius (bed bug), 4490 nucleotides. Its product is annotated as death-associated protein kinase 1-like. The transcript has 22 exons. Gene Ontology annotation, cellular component: nucleus. Gene Ontology annotation, biological process: MyD88-dependent toll-like receptor signaling pathway; intracellular signal transduction; positive regulation of canonical NF-kappaB signal transduction. Gene Ontology annotation, molecular function: protein serine/threonine kinase activity; TIR domain binding; ATP binding. The record is from RefSeq and is a predicted model, not a curated record. Lineage: Eukaryota; Metazoa; Arthropoda; Insecta; Hemiptera; Cimicidae. The coding region runs from base 437 to 4357 and encodes 1306 amino acids.